Metopolophium dirhodum (rose-grain aphid) is the source of this 3067-nucleotide messenger RNA. RefSeq names its product nose resistant to fluoxetine protein 6-like. The record is from RefSeq and is a predicted model, not a curated record. Bases 500 to 2662 code for a protein of 720 amino acids. NCBI's taxonomy places the organism in Eukaryota, Metazoa, Arthropoda, Insecta, Hemiptera, Aphididae. Gene Ontology annotation, molecular function: acyltransferase activity, transferring groups other than amino-acyl groups. The transcript has 14 exons.
CGUCGUCUUCGUCAAUCACAAUCUUACCUACAACAUUUUGCCGUUAAAAUUUCGGUUUCACAUUACGCCGACUACAAUUUCAUCGAUUAAUUGGUUUUCACCGCAAAAGGACGACCCGUCAAGUGUGCACAAUGCGUGCACGUGAAUAGUCUUCUUUUAUCAUAUACUAUUAUACGCACUGUCCUGCUAUCCUCUUUAGCACUCCAGCGGCGCGGCGUUUUGUGUAUGCAAAUCCAAUGCUUCCAUGUCGCACGCACAGGUCUGAAAUCGAACAAAGGUGUGAACGAUUGAUCGAUAUUAAAAUACCUAUACACCUGCAGAAACGCAAUGAUCUGAUGCCAUAUUAUAUCAGAACAAUGAAAGAAUAAUGAAGAAAAUAAAAAAUAAAUGUUUCCUAGAAUAAAGAAUUCUCCAACCGGUGGAAGGUGGAACUUCAAUGUGUGUUUAAAGUUAACGAUUUAUUCUGGUAUAAUUGUACUAAACAUAUUAUUAUUUAUAGAUGAGUCCAGUACGAUUACUCACCGUAUGGACAUCGUGUGUGCGAUACGAAAUGACGGACAGCAGUAUUAUGUUGACAAUAUUCUUGAUGACGUCUGUGUUGGCCGUUUCCAGCCAAUCAAAUUUUCAGUCGCAGCUAUGGGUUACGAAAAUUUUGUCCGACGCUUUGGACGAAUACACGCCUGAUGGAGGCAUAGCGUGCAAACGUCAUGGACUGGAGUAUCGAGAAGGGUUGAGAGACCUUAAACUGUGGGCGACUCAAAUGUAUGACGCGUCAUCUAAAUUUCCUACGGGGAUCUUAGCUGGGAGAUCUUUUGACUUUGGAAAUUUUGAUGAAUGUUUAAAAACUGUUACUACUGGUUUGGAAUUAAGUCCUCAAUAUUGUAUUAUAAGUAUUCGUUUUUUACCUACUGCGAAAUUGUUUCCGAAUUAUAACAACAUAACACCUUCUAAUCUAAAUCCAACAGACUCUGUGUGGGAAUCUACAAAGAAUUAUUCUGGUUUGAUGAAAAUGCAACGCAACGAAAUCAAUACAGCACUCUGUGUACCUUCGUCGUGUUCAGAUUCAGAUAUACAGACAACAUUAUCACCUAAAAUAAUUUCUGCAUUUCAUAAACAUCAACUUAUGACCACUGUUACUGUGAAUUCAAUUUAUUGUACUACUCAACAGGAACUCCAACCACCAAAGUUAUUGGGAUAUCGAAUAUUUUGGGGAGUCCUGUUACUUAUUAUAUUAUUGACUAUCAUCGGAUCACUAUGCGACAUAUACAAAGAGGAAGAAAAUCAAUAUGACUACAAAUCAUUUUUUAUGGCAUUCUCAUUUCCGGCUAACAUAAAACGUUUAUUUUUGGCCAGUAAUAAAACCGAAAAUCUAUCUUGUAUUGACAUUUUAAAGACUCAUGCAUGCAUUCUAAUCAUAGUUGGACAAAGAAUGUUGCAUAGUACUGGUCAGCCACUACAAAAUCCUAAAAAGCUUGAAGAGGUAGCCUUACAUUUAUCGUAUGCUAUGAUUCGCAAUGGAUCAUUGGUUGUUGAUUUCUUUUUCGUUAUCAGUGGUUUCCUAACAUUUUAUUUUCUCUACGAUGAGCUAGUCAACACAAAAAUCAUAAACGUACCAUUACUCUUGCUUUGGAGAUGGCUGAGAUUAAUGCCUGUCUAUGGUUUAAUGAUCGCGUUUCAUACAUUUGUUUUAUUACACUUGGCUGAUGGUCCAUUAUGGAAAAAAAUAGCUAUUCAAGAAUCAGAUUACUGUCAAAAUAGUUGGUGGAGCAAUCUUCUGUUCAUAAAUAACUACGUACACGCCGACCGUCCAUGUAUUAUUCAAUCGUGGUAUUUGGCGUGUGAUAUGCAAUUCUUCAUCGCCGGUAUCAUACUUGUGUAUUUUGUGUGGAAGUACCAAAAGUAUGGAGUCUACUUAAUGUGGGCUACGAUAUUUCUGUCGUGUCUGAUCCCGGCUUGUGUCGUAUAUACUCAUCAGUUUUAUCCAACAUUUUUGAGUAAUAUUUCGAUGUUAAACUAUCUACCCGAUCGCCAAAGUUACACCAUGUUAUAUGUACCUAGUCACACAAGAUCUACACCGUACUUCGUGGGUAUAUUUGCGGCAUAUGUGUACCGGUACUUGAAGCUCGAUAAACCGAAGUUUCGUUUUCCUUAUUCGAAAACUUUGAUGACGAUACUCAUUACACUCUAUCCGUUAUUUCUAAUGACCAUUCAAGUGUUUUAUGUCCACGAAUACAAUUUAUGGCUAAGCGUUAUAUACACGUUCAUGUACCGAAUGGUGUUCGCUAUAAUUGUCUCCAUAUUUAUAAUAAUAUCCGCCAUAAAUGGAUUUUUUAAAGGUUUGUGGAUACGAAUAUUUAUACCAUUAAGUAAAUUAACGUAUGGAGCUUAUUUGGGAGGGCUAUCAUUGCAAUUACUUCAAGUAGCAUCGAUGAGAUCACCAACAUAUUACAAUGAUAGUAUUUUGUUAUGGUUAGCAAUCGGAGAUACCGUAUUUGGAUUCAUACUUGCGUUUUUGUUGUAUACUUUAAUUGAAUCACCAUUCGAUAUAUUAUUAAAAAAAUUGGUCAUUAUCAUCAGCCCAAAAAUAAUUUUUAAUAGUAAAACAAUGACAGAUUCUACAGUUCCCAGGAAGAUAAGUCUUAGGACAAUUCGGUCUAGCUAAUGUUAUGUAAUUUAAAUUACAUUAUUAAAGUCCCCCAACUGAAGACUCUUUCCUACCUAUGUUUUUAUUAUUAUUAUUAUUUUUUUUUUAUCAAAACAAAUAUUAUACUUAAUGUAUAUUAAGUAACCUACCUAAAUUUAUAUGAAAUACUUUUUAGAUAACUAUAAUUAUUUUAAGUUUUUAACAUUGGUCAUAAUUUAUUUUAGUUAAAUUUAAAUGUUUAUGGUCAUUAUAUUAUUAUUAUUUGUAAUUUUAUCACACCUUCACAAACUUGUUUAAACUUUCCUACUUUUAGUUUCCAAAAAUGUACCUAAUUUAACUUGUAGGCUGUAGCUUAUUAUAACUAAUCAGCUUAUGAUUAUUCAAAUAAAAAUCCUUCAGAAUUAAUAAUUUGUAGGUAUACAA